AAACAUUUAUUUAUUCCUAGUGGAAUCAUUUAACUGUAGCAUGGAAUACAGUUCACCUGGUCUUUUUUAGCGAAAAACCGGCAUGGAGCGCCAUCAAACACCUGGAUUUGCAGGCUAAAUUUACUGAAACUCAGACAAUAUCUGACGGGUCGACAACGAAAAUCCCUUAAAACCAUUUCGAGCAAGCCAAAAUAACUAGAAAAAAUAUCAAACAACAACUGGUCACGAGGAAAAUAUCGAGCAGUAAAUAUUCGGUCUCCGUUAGGAGAGUUCUCUCCUGUGUUCAUUGUCAUUCUUAUGCAUUCUUAUCCAAAUCUGAGAUAAAAAUAUUUACCAGAAUCCAAGAAUAUCCUUAAGAAUAAUUCUAUCCUGUGUAGCGGCUCAAGGGAUUAAUGGAAGAGGAGCUUCCCUUCCCUUGGGCCUCUACGCAGGCUAGAAUAAUACAGCAUUACCGUUGGUGCAGCUUGUAAGUCCAGGUAUGUCAGUUUGUUAAACAUUUCAUUGUCUGUGAUAAUGCUUUGCAUGGUUUUAAUAAACAAUAAAUAAUUUAAUUGUUAACUUUGACGUCUAACUCUGCUAUCACAAAGUGCAGAUGUAUCAUACGCACUCCGUUAUUGUUAUUCUAAAGAUAUUCUCCGCAAUGAGUUGAAGUCACAAGGAUGUCUGGCUUUUAUAUUUUAAAGCUAUGGGCUUUUCUUUUAGCAGCCACAAAAGUAGCGUCAAACACUGAAGUGUGCGAUUCAGGUUUAAAAAGAUCACCAACCAUCAAGACGGGUCGUUUUAAAGAACACAAAGGAACCUAUCUUAAUGUUCCUGCAUUCUCUACAAGUUUGGUGAAGAAGAAGACCGUGUGUCAGGUAAAAUGCCUGAAGGAAAAAUCGUGUGUGGCUAUCAACGUCGCCUCAAGUGCUAAUCCCGAGGGGGAGUUCUGGUGCGAGCUUCUCUCUGACGACAAGUACAACUCUUCUGUCAAAUUUGGGGCCAACUCCACCGCCGACCACUAUAGCAUCUAUUCUCCUUGCCAGUCCAACCCUUGUCUCCAUGGAAGCCGUUGCCUUGCAACGUACACUGAUGACAAGUACACAUGCAAUUGCUCUUUAGGAUAUAAGGGAAAGCACUGCGGCAUGGUUUGUUACCAGGCCCUAGGCGUGCAGGAUCGAUCCAUCAUUCCAGACGCCCGUAUGACCGCGUCAAGCUACUAUACCGAUGGGUAUGAACCUCGAAACGGACGCCUUAACAACGUGUUCGUCAACUACACAGUGAAUCGGGGAAUGUGGACCGCAAAACAUAAGGUGGUGGGCGAAUAUCUCCAGGUCGAUGUUGGGCGUUUAGUUGGUGUAACCAAGGUAGCAACUCAAGGUCGACCAUCUACUGUUUAUAUUCAGUAUGUGACAAGCUACAAGAUAGGCUACAGCUCAGAUCUUAUCAACUGGAUUAUCUACCGCGAAGGAGGAAGUGAAAAGGUUUUUCCAGGCAACAAAGACGUAAGUAGCCCCGUCUACAACCAUUUUACUGCACCAUUACCAGCUCGAGGUGUCCGGUUCAUCGCUCAAACCUGGAAUUUAGAUAUUUCAAUGCGUGUGGAACUUUAUGGAUGUGGCUGAAUAGAUCAUACGAAAAACAAACACUCUAAGAAUUAAUCAAAGGUUUAUCAGAUGUUUACACACACGCACAAAAUUCAAAGAGGAACGUUUAUCUCGUCGGUGUCAUUAGUAACGGGAAUUCCUCCAUACUACCAUAUCAGCCAGGCGCACCGUUAAUUAGGAGACGGUACAUUUUGAUGAGUAAAUCACUUAGUUCAGACACAUUUCCUAAAGCAACAUAAUGUACAAUACAAUCAUAUUCAAUAAUCCUUGUUUAUCGAGGGUACCACCAUAUUAGCCGAAUUUACAGUUUUCUAACAUAUGGCCCUCUUAAGCAUUGUAAGCACUGUCACUGGGGGUGGUCACUGCCAGAGGGUUAUUUGCAUCCCUAGUGGUUCUUUUACGUCUAUGGCGAAGUUUGAGAAGGACGUUCGUCAUGGUUUUGGCAGGGGCGUAGCCAGGGGGGUGGCCCAGGGGGGCGCCCCCCCCCCCCCUUUUAGCAGCCAAAAAUACAGUAAAUGUAUGAGACUUUAUCUAAAACACAGGAGAAAAUGACUUGAAAGGCUACGCCGCUGUUUGGGGUCUCUUUGAAUGGCGUCAGGAAAAAUAUAGGCACUUCUAGAAUUAUUUCUCCUGCGUGACCCGGCAGGAAUGAAAAUGUUUGCAAUAACUUGAAAUAUAAUAUUACAGAUAUAAGCAUGCCAAGAUUGUGUCAAACAAUUUUAUUUAGAUGUUUAUUGUCAAAUAGCAUAAUUAUAUUGACAAAUAAACCUGAACGCUUGUUGUCAAAA
This is a messenger RNA of Nematostella vectensis (starlet sea anemone), 2374 nucleotides long. RefSeq names its product lactadherin. The coding region runs from base 660 to 1604 and encodes 314 amino acids. Lineage: Eukaryota; Metazoa; Cnidaria; Anthozoa; Actiniaria; Edwardsiidae. The record is from RefSeq and is a predicted model, not a curated record. The transcript has 4 exons.